AGCCCACCCUCCGGUCCGGGCUGCUCUCCAGGGCGUCUGUAAACACAGCCAGAUCCUGUCAUGGAGGGGGAGGAGGAGGCGGCGGCAGCGGCGAAGGGAGGCGUUGUGGGCCGCCUCCAGGGUCCGCUCUGCCAUUCCUGAACUGGUCCCUCGUCCCCGUGACUGUGGCAUCAGGGAACCGAACUGUUAGGCGAGAGGAGGCGGUCAGAACCAUAUCCCCUUCUUCCCCCGGGGCGGGGCCGGGCCGGACCAGGCCGGCGGAGCCGGGGGAGGGCCGGCCUGUCUGCCGAGAUGGAUGACAGUAAGGUGGUUGGAGGUAAAGUGAAGAAGCCCGGCAAACGUGGUCGAAAGCCAGCCAAAAUUGACUUGAAGGCAAAACUCGAGAGGAGCCGGCAGAGUGCAAGAGAAUGCCGGGCCAGAAAAAAACUGCGGUAUCAGUAUUUGGAAGAAUUGGUAUCCAGCCGGGAAAGAGCCAUUUGUGCCCUUAGAGAGGAACUGGAAAUGUACAAGCAAUGGUGCAUGGCAAUGGACCAAGGUAAAAUCCCGUCUGAAAUAAAGGCCCUGCUCACUGGGGAAGAGCAGAGCAAGUCUCAGCAGAACGCAAGCAGGCACGUGAAGGCUGGGAAGACGGAGGCUAACAGCAACUCCUGGUGAAGAUCAUAUAAAAUUAUGAGUCAGUGACUGAAGCCAAUAUUCUGACCCUGUGGAGGAUGAAUAGGCAAGAUUGUACUUCUUGGCUCCAUUUACUACCUACUGCUCAGUCAUCUCUGUAAAUCUGCAGUUUCUAGCAAAAUGUGUGAUCAUAGAUCUCAAAGAAUUUUGCUUUGAUUUUCAACACUUAGAAAAUUUACAGACGUUCAGACUUGUUCUGGUUGGUAUUGCCAUGUUGCGAUGCUUGGAAGCACAAGAAAAGAAAGUGAGUGAAGAUUGUAUUUUUGCACCUCAACUCCACAUUGCUUUACUGGUUAAUUUAUAUUCUUUCCAUGUACUUCAUGUAAUUGUAUGUGUAUAUGUGUUUGGGUGUCAUUUCCUUUCAUGUUUUUGAUUGCCCUACAAAGAGAAACCAAAUGGGCUGAUGACUGACUACUAAGUCCUCAGCCUUUAUGGACCUAAUCUGAUUUCGUUAUAUUUACUUGAGUCAUGUUUAUUUUAUGCAUGAACCAUGACUUCUCCUGUGAGCCAUUCCAGCAUAAGCUGUGAAUAUAUAGUAACAAAUACAUACACUUCUAUUUUUGUAAUCCAUAAUGAUAUGCCUGUUUUAAAUAAUAUACACAUUAACCCAUCAAGAAAGCCCUUAAGAUAGCCUCUAUUUAAAACUUUAAUUGCUGUCUUUUCAAACUGUAUUUAUACAAGUUUAUUAGGGCCUGAUCCAUACUUGGAGAAUAAUCAGUCAAACUUUUUAUUUUUAAACAAGAAGUAAUCUGUUAGGCAUUUCAGCAGCAUAUAUCAUCUUGACAACCCAGAGUAUGUAUGUAUGUGUUUCUAUUGUAUGUAUUCUAUAUGUAUAUGGGGGAGGGGAGGAGUGAAUGUUCACACACAUUUUGUUGUGUUGUCAACUAAUUUGGAGAAUUUUUCUAAAGACAACGGGAUGAAAUUAGCUGCUGAGAUGGGAGUUUCUGCCUCAGGAGAUCUGGAACCAAACGAGGGACACAUUGCUGGUGGGUCAGAUGGCUUUAGCCAUAACCAGAACACUUAAGUUUCUUCCCUGACUUGAGUUUCCUUAUGAAUGUAUUCUGAGCCAGAGAGAAAUAGACUGCGGGUGUGCAUCCGGUUCGGCCCUGGCCCUGCCUCCGCUCCGGCGUGAAGCACUGGAGCCAGAGUCGUACCCAGCACCGCCGCCAGGGGGCCUGGUGGGAGGGGCGAGGGCAGAGGCGUUUUCUCCGAUUCCCAUCAUGGGUGCCUUUGCUUUCUUCCUGGCUACCAAAUGGAGUGAUGGUUGAGGAAUCACACUCAUAUGAUACACUCAGACCUGGGAAUCUUUUGACGUCCCCACUGAGACACUUUAAGACUCUCUCUUUUCUUUCGCAUAGUUAAAUAAGGAGGUUGUGGUCUCUGUUGCUGCUAAAUUGUAAUUGUUCUUUGCUCUGAUAAAGCAAACAUUUGGUUUCCAAAUAAAAUGUGUUUUGUCACAAAAUAGUUUAGGAAGAGGCAUUCUAGUCUAGCUUGUCUGUGAGGUGGAACAUGAGACGGACCACAUAGUUUCAGGUGACAAGGUACUUCCGUCCCUUCUCUGAGGCCAUGCGUUUGAAUUAAGUGCCUCCCUGAGUUCCUAAAACUCUCUUGUGCGUAGGUCACAGACUCAGAUCGCAAGUCCAGUCCUUUGUGACAACUGAUAAACCACUAGCCCAGUCUGUUGGGUCUUUCUGUUCUGAAGGACUAGGGGUUUAAGAGUAUUUAAUGUCUUUUUUGGAUCAUAAAUAUAGAUAGAUUGUUAAUAUUCAGGCCUUCAGAAUUUAAGUGUUUUAAAUACAGUGUUCAGAUUGUACUGGGUUAUGUUUUUGCCAUCUGGUCUACUCAAAUGUAUAUUUUUAUUUUGCAAAACAACCCAAGACUUAACUCUCUGUCGCUUUGUUCAGUACCUUUUGAAUUUCCCAGAAGAGUUGUUUUCAAAGCAAACAUUCCAAAUGAAUGUGGCUCUUCUAUGGAAUGUCUCCAUUGUGCUCCAAGUGUUUCUUCUCUGGUUGUGAUUUUAAAUUACUGGGUCCUUUAAGCUGUUCCCCUGCUGCCCUUUACAAGGGGACUGAUUUUGUCCUCAGGUAGAGGAUGUAUAAUUUUGGGUGAAAGUAAAUUACAAUUUAUUUGAAUUUAUUCUGAAACCUGUCUAUUUGGUAUCUUGGAGUAGAUCAAACCAAGAAAAGUUCGUUUGGGUACCGAUUGCUUUGGGUACUGUGCGGGCUGCACGCUUGGGCCCCCUGAAGCAUGUUAAUAAACGUCACUGAUGAAGACAGCUGGAGAAUUUCUUGCCCCAUUCCAGUUAGGGGGCAGCACGCUGAAAUCCUGGCAUCUCUUACUUACUUGUAAGGACAACAAGACAGAUGGAAAGAGAACAAAAGAGGGGGGAGUCAGUGAGCUCAGGCCCCUCUGAGUAGACAUAGUACUUUUCCUUUUUCCCAGAGGAAGGUAAGGAGGGAAAUAUAUUUAUGUAUUUAGGUCAGUCAUAUUCUGUCAUUAAUUUAGCACAGACCUGCCGUGUACUAGGGCAACUGAAUAUAACAUGGAAUAAGUUUGACUAGGUCAAAUUUUAGGAUAUAUUUAAUGUUCUUAAAAUUUUUUUUUAUCUAAACUCUUUCUAAUAUAUCUGAAUCAGAAUCUUAUCUUGCUGCAGCAAAUUCGUAUCACUCUUUACCAGCUAAUUGACAGUAUUUAUCAGCAUCACCAUUUAGCAUUUUAUCAUCUUUGAAUUGUAAUAGGCUUGAUUUGGCUCAUUAUAAAAAGUAUAGGUUUAAACUGGACUCACCUUUAGUUAAAGGCUAAUAAAAAUGAAAAACAUAAAUGUGAUAUAUCAGAAAAUCAGUUGCAUAUUAUCAAUUACAUUUUUAGUUUUAAAAGAGAGGAAAUUGACUUCUAAACCACAUGGUAUUUGGGGGCAUUGAAGGAAUCCUUUUUCUGAAGAGCAUUGUACAAUUAUAUUUUUAUGAAAAAUAAAAUAUCUUCACAGCUA
Dama dama (fallow deer) is the source of this 3661-nucleotide messenger RNA. RefSeq names its product cAMP responsive element binding protein like 2 (gene CREBL2). NCBI's taxonomy places the organism in Eukaryota, Metazoa, Chordata, Mammalia, Artiodactyla, Cervidae. Gene Ontology annotation, molecular function: DNA-binding transcription factor activity. The record is from RefSeq and is a predicted model, not a curated record. Bases 292 to 654 code for a protein of 120 amino acids. Gene Ontology annotation, biological process: regulation of DNA-templated transcription. Gene Ontology annotation, cellular component: nucleus. The transcript is spliced from 4 exons.